UCAAGGCUCAAGCGGUGACGUAGACUUCCGGUUCGGUGGCCUGACAUGCGCGCACGGCUGUCGACAGGGCUCGAGGGUCGUUUUGGUGCGGUGGCUCGGCACCUCAGCCCUCCAGAGUGCCAUGAGGUCGGUUAGCUAUGUGCAGCGCGUGGCGCUGGACUUCAGCGGGAGUCUCUUCCCGCACGCCAUCUGCCUCGGAGACGUCGAUAACGACGCGUUAAAUGAGCUGGUAGUAGGAGACACCAGCGGAAAACUGUACGUGUAUAAGAGUGACGACAGCCGGCCGUGGCUUACCUGUGCAUGCCAGGGAAUGUUGACUUGCGUUGGGGUCGGAGAUGUCUGCAAUAAAGGGAAGAACCUGGUGGUAGCAGUCAGCGCAGAAGGCUGGCUUCACUUGUUUGACCUGACACCCACCAAGGCUCUAGAUGCUUCUGGGCACCAUGAGACACUUGUCGAGGAGCAGCGACCUGUCUUCAAGCAGCACAUCCCUGCCAACACAAAGGUCAUGCUGAUCAGCGACAUCGAUGGAGAUGGGUGUUAUGAGCUGGUGGUAGGAUACACGGACCGUGUGGUGCGGGCCUUCCGCUGGGAAGAGCUGACUGAGGGGCCUGAACACCUGGCAGGGCAGUUGGUGUCCCUCAAGAAGUGGAUGCUGGAGGGCCAGGUAGACAGUCUCUCUGUGACCCCAGGGCCCCUGGGUGUGCCUGAGCUGGUUGUGUCGCAGCCAGGGUGUGCUUAUGCAGUUCUCCUGUGCACCUGGAACAAGGACACUGGCUCCCCUCCUGCCUCUGAGGAGGCCACAGGAGACAGUAGGGAGACCCCUGCCCGAGAUGUGGUACUGCACCAGACCUCUGGCCGAAUCCACAACAAGAACGUUUCUACUCACCUAAUUGGCAACAUCAAACAAGGUCAUUACCCUGAAAGUGGUAACACAGGCCUCUUUGCCCUGUGCACCUUAGAUGGAACACUGAAGCUGAUGCAGGAAGCAGAUAAGUUGCUGUGGUCUGUGCAGGUGGAUCACCAGCUCUUCGCCCUGGAAAAGCUGGAUGUCACGGGCAAUGGGCUUGAGGAGGUGGUAGCCUGUGCCUGGGAUGGACAGACAUAUAUCAUCGAUCACAACCGCACUGUUGUGCGCUUCCAAGUGGAUGAAAAUAUCCGUGCCUUCUGUGCAGGCCAGUACGCCUGCAAAGAGGGCCGCAAUAGUCCCUGCUUGGUCUAUGUCACUUUCAAUCAGAAGAUCUACGUGUACUGGGAAGUGCAGCUGGAACGUAUGGAGUCCACUAAUCUUCUGAAGCUGCUGGAGGCUGAGCCUGAGUACCACAGCCUACUGCAGGAGCUGGGUGUGGAUCCUGAGGAUCUUCCUGCAGUCUGUACCCUGCUUCAGCAGACUCUCUACCAUCCGGAUCAGCCAAGCUUCCAGGACCCCACCUAACUAGGCUUGAUCACUUAGCUGGUGAAGGAUCCUUCUGAGUCCCCCAACCCUACCCCAAAGUGAUCUUGGCAGGAUGGGGAAUGUAUAUUACAGAGGAGCAAGACUUGG
This is a messenger RNA of Rattus rattus (black rat), 1540 nucleotides long. RefSeq names its product integrin alpha FG-GAP repeat containing 2 (gene Itfg2). The transcript is spliced from 12 exons. The coding region runs from base 122 to 1432 and encodes 436 amino acids. Gene Ontology annotation, biological process: regulation of TOR signaling. Gene Ontology annotation, molecular function: protein binding. NCBI's taxonomy places the organism in Eukaryota, Metazoa, Chordata, Mammalia, Rodentia, Muridae. Gene Ontology annotation, cellular component: KICSTOR complex. The record is from RefSeq and is a predicted model, not a curated record.